AUGCAACAUCAAGUGAAUCAGAGUACUGGAGUCUUAUUUGUCUUCGUGGGAUUCUCAGAGUAUCCGAACUUACAGGUGCCUUUAUUCCUGAUCUUUUUGAUCAUAUACACCAUCACUGUUUUGGAAAAUCUAGGUAUGAUUUUUGUCAUCAGGAUCAAUGCUAAACUCCACACUCCUAUGUACUUUUUCCUCAGCCACUUAUCCUUUGUUGAUCUUUGUUACACCACUGUGAUUGCACCAAAGCUGUUAGACCUUCUAAUAACAGAGGACAGAUCUAUGUCCCUCAAAGGAUGCAUAAUUCAGUUUUACUUUGGCUGUGCUUGUGUGGUUACCCAAACCUUCAUGUUAGCAGUAAUGGCUUAUGACCGCUUUGUGGCCAUUUGUAACCCUCUGCUCUACACAGUGGCUAUGUCUCGUAGGCUCUGUGCACUCCUAGUAACUGGAACUUACCUAUGGGGUGGGCUCUGUGCCACCACACUAACAUACUUUCUUUUGGCACUAUCUUACUGUAGGUCUACCACCAUUAACCACUUUUGCUGUGAGUAUUCUGCCAUAAUUUCUGCAGCCUGUUCUGAUUCUUUUUUCAGCCAGAUAGCAUGUUUGUUAAUUUGUAUGUUCAAUGAGAUUUGUAGCCUCCUUAUCAUCAUUGUCUCCUAUGUUGUCAUAUUCAUCACUGUCAUCAAGAUUCCCACUAAAGGAGCACUACAAAAAGCUUUGUCUACCUGUGCCCCACACCUGACUGCCAUCUCUUUCUGCCACGGGAUUAUUCUUCUUCUAUACUGCGUGCUCAAGUCAAAGAGCUCACUGCUUCUUGUUAAGAUAGUCACUGUGUUUUAUAGCAUGGUCAUUCCUAUGCUUAAUCCUCUUAUUUACAGCUUAAGAAAUAAGGAUGUAAAAGAGACUGUGAGGAAGUUAAUCCACAUAAAAAUCCUUUCUCAGUCAUUAUAG
Grammomys surdaster is the source of this 948-nucleotide messenger RNA. Its product is annotated as olfactory receptor 5D13-like. The record is from RefSeq and is a predicted model, not a curated record. Gene Ontology annotation, biological process: G protein-coupled receptor signaling pathway; sensory perception of smell. Gene Ontology annotation, molecular function: G protein-coupled receptor activity; odorant binding; olfactory receptor activity. The transcript has a single exon. Lineage: Eukaryota; Metazoa; Chordata; Mammalia; Rodentia; Muridae. Bases 1 to 948 code for a protein of 315 amino acids. Gene Ontology annotation, cellular component: membrane.